Molecule: messenger RNA, 2685 nt
Organism: Calliphora vicina (urban bluebottle blowfly)
Lineage: Eukaryota; Metazoa; Arthropoda; Insecta; Diptera; Calliphoridae
Product: protein toll-like
Exons: 2
Coding region: 1-2685 (894 amino acids)
Biological process (GO): immune response; toll-like receptor signaling pathway; inflammatory response
Cellular component (GO): plasma membrane
Molecular function (GO): protein binding; transmembrane signaling receptor activity
Source: RefSeq, a predicted model, not a curated record
AUGGAUUACAAUGAAUUUCGAAAACUCAUAAGUUCUCAUACAUGUAACAACAUUAGGAAUAACACACAAGCAUUAAGAAUACAUAACUGUCCUCUACCGGAUGACGGUAGUUCCCUAAACACAAUGCUGCAGAAAUUAGGAAUUGUUACGUAUCACCAUUUAUUUAUUACGGAUUCGAGCUUGGCUACCAAGCUACUUACAAGGCAGCAAUUCACACUUUUUAUGGAGCUGCAGAAAUUAACACUACAAAUGCAUAAAAUAUCACGUUUACCAAAUGAUUUAUUUGCCGAUACAACAUUAACAAAUUUAACAUAUUUAAAUUUAUACACAAAUGCUUCAGAAAUGCCAAAUAAUUUAUUUAAAAAUUUAAAAAAUCUUGUAAAUUUACAUAUAUGCCACAGUUUAGAAAGUGUUGAUGCAGGCCAGUUUCAUAACCAAACGAAUUUGCCGCAUUUAGCUUUGUUAAAAAAUAAAUUAAAAAGUACUGCCUCCAAUAUAUUUCCAAAUGAUGCCUCAAUACUUCCCUCGGAAACGUUUGCCACUUCAAUCAAUAUAAAUUCAAAUAAAUUUCAAAAUUUUCCCACUACGUUUUUUGAGAAUAAUAUUCAUUUGAAUGAAUUCGUCUUGACUAAGAACCGAGUUGAUUUAUUAGGUCUUCCGGAGAAAUUAUUGGCAAAUAUACUUCAAAUAAAAAAAGUUACAAUAAAAUGUGGCUUGGAAUCCUUGUCCGAUGAUGUAUUUUACAAUUCCACGAAUAUAAGACAAAUUAAUUUAGAUCACAAUAAGUUGGUUAUUCUACCAGAUAAGUUGCUGGAUAGUCAAGUAAAUUUGACACAUUUAGAUUUAUCACACAAUCGUAUAAAAGUUAUACCGCCUGCAUUGUUUGGAAAGACAGUGGAAUUGAAAAUAUUGAAAUUAGCCCACAACCAGUUGCAAACACUUGAAAGAAAUCUCUUCAAAAAAUUGAACAAAUUAGAAUCUCUAGAUUUAAGCCAUAACCAAUUGAAUACACAAAACUUUAAUUUUAAAAUAGAGCUGGAGACAAGCGUUAAUUUACGUUACUUAUAUCUACAUAACAAUUUCAUCUCCGACCUAUCCAUUCUGCAUAACCAACUUCCACAAAAUUUGAAUGUACUGGAUUUGAGUUUUAAUAAAAUUGUUAAAUUAAUAGGAAAAAAUCUGGAACUAUUACAUACAAAUGAUCUAACAUUGAAAUUGAAUCAUAAUCACAUACAAACAAUACAAUUAGAAGACUUUGGUUCAUACAAUCUACUGGAUACACUAAACGUGAAAACGCAUUUAAAUCACAAUCCCCUACAAUGUGAUUGUAAAAUAUUGGAAUCAAUGAAAUAUUUAAAUGGUUCCAUAAGUCAUCUAAAGUUCAUUACAGACAAUUUAACUUGUUUUGGGCCCAGCGAAUUGGAGGGGAAAUAUUUAAAAGAUGUUGGGGAAAUGGAACUGUUAUGUUCGCUUGAGCCGCAAUAUGUUGGAUCCUACAAGUGCCCGAAAGAAUGCGAAUGUUCGAUAAGAUUACAUAAAUCGCUGAUAGUAAAUGGUUCACAUACAAAUUUGAAUAAGGUACCAAUAACGAAGAGUAUAAGAAAAUCCAAUAUCACUGGCAUAGAACUGAUAGUAAAUUGUUCACAUAAAAAUUUGACUAAGGUACCAAUUAUACAGAGUAUAAGAAAAUCCAAUAUCACUGGAAUAGAACUGAAUUUAACAAUGAAUAAAAUUGCUUUCUUACCUUCUUCUCGUAAAGAUGGUUAUGCUGAAUGCACUAAAUUAUUUUUAUCCAAUAAUUAUUUAAAUGAAAUCGAUAAAACCCAAAUACCCUUAAAGUUAACACACUUGGAUUUAAGGCAUAAUCAUUUGCAGUAUUUUGAAAAAGAAACAAUCAGCUUUUUAAAUGGCAGUCGAUUUCUGCAGAAUGUAUAUCUUUCUGGAAAUAAAUGGCUAUGUGACUGUAGUGAUAGAGCGUUAUCCUUAUCAUAUAUAACCCAAAGCAACUAUACAAAAUUUGUUGAUGGCUCUAUAAUGAUAUGCAACAAUUAUACUGCCCUACAAUUAGUCAAAGGGCUGAACGCUUUUUGCUACGAAAAGAAAAUUUUUAAUAUUAUUGCAAUUUGCUUGAGUGUAACCAGCAUCUUUCUAAUAUUGGCUUUAUAUUACAAAUACCAGAACGGAAUUAAAAUUUAUCUAUAUAGCCACAAUAUCUGUCGACACAUUGUUGCUCAAGCUGAUGAUGGUGAUAAUUUAGAAAAGACAUAUGAUGCCUUCAUUUCCUAUUCUCAUAAAGACGAAGAAUUCAUCGCAAAUCAUUUAGUGCCCGAAUUGGAAAAUGGCAAUCCAUCCUAUAAGUUAUGUGUUCAUGUCAGAGAUUUUAUAGUUGGUGAAUAUAUACAGGAUCAAAUUUGUAAGUCAAUUGCAGAUUCCAGGCGUACUAUAGUGGUACUAUCCAAAAAUUUCAUUAAAUCUCAAUGGGCGAACAUGGAAUUUAAAGAGGCUUAUCGUGCCACCUUGACAGAAAGAAGGCAAAAAAUAAUUGUUAUAAUGUAUGAAGAUAUUGGAGAUGUGGAUAAUUUAAAUGAGGAAUUUAAGUCGUACUUGAAAUAUAAUACCUAUUUAAAGUGGGGAGACCCUUGGUUUUGGCAAAAUUUACGAUAUGCCAUGCCUCAUAAAAGAUGA